Molecule: messenger RNA, 1344 nt
Organism: Antechinus flavipes (yellow-footed antechinus)
Lineage: Eukaryota; Metazoa; Chordata; Mammalia; Dasyuromorphia; Dasyuridae
Product: gastricsin-like
Exons: 9
Coding region: 37-1215 (392 amino acids)
Biological process (GO): proteolysis
Molecular function (GO): aspartic-type endopeptidase activity
Source: RefSeq, a predicted model, not a curated record
AACAGUAGUUUCUACUGUUUGGCGAAGAAAUCAACCAUGAUGAAGUGGCUAAUCAUUGCCCUUGUCUGCCUCCAUUUUUCAGAGGCAGACAAGGUAAUCAAAGUCCCUUUGAAGAAGUUCAAGUCCAUGAAGCAAGUGAUGAAAGAGAAGGGUGUGCUUCAAGACUUCUUGAGGAAUCACAAGUGGGACCCUGCUGCCAAAUACUUCAACCAGUUUGCUGUUGGUUAUGAGCCUCUGGCCAAUUAUAUGGAUAUGUCCUACUAUGGGGAGAUCAGCAUCGGGACCCCACCCCAGAACUUCCUGGUCCUCUUUGACACUGGCUCCUCCAACCUGUGGGUGCCCUCCAUCUAUUGCCAGAGCCAGGCCUGCACAAACCAUCCCCAGUUCAACCCCAGCCAGUCCUCCACCUAUUCCAGCAAUGGACAGACCUUCUCUCUUCAGUAUGGAACAGGGAGCCUUACUGGAGUCUUUGGCUAUGACACUGUGACAAUCCAGGGCAUCCCCAUCACCAACCAGGAGUUUGGCCUGAGCGAGACUGAACCUGGCACCAACUUUGUGUAUGCCCAGUUCGAUGGGAUCCUGGGCCUGGCCUAUCCUUCCAUCAGUUCUGGUGGGGCCACCACUGUCAUGCAGGGCUUCCUGCAAGAGAACCUGCUCAAUGCCCCUGUUUUUGCCUUCUACCUUAGUGGGAAUGAGAAUUCUAAUAACGGUGGUGAAGUCACUUUUGGGGGAGUGGACACCAACAUGUUCACUGGAGAGAUCUACUGGGCACCUGUCACUCAGGAAGCUUACUGGCAGAUUGCCAUUAAUGGGUUCUCCAUUGGAGGCCAGGCUACCGGUUGGUGCUCUGAAGGUUGCCAAGCUAUUGUGGACACUGGAACUUCCCUCCUCACUGCCCCCCAGCAGAUUUUCUCUGAGUUGAUGCAGUACAUUGGAGCCCAGCAGAAUGAAAAUGGAGCUUACUUGGUCAGCUGCAGCAAUACCCAGAACAUGCCCACCAUCACCUUCAACAUCAAUGGUGUAAACUUCCCCCUUCCUCCCUCUGCCUAUGUUCUUCCGAGCAACAGCAACUACUGCGAGGUGGGGAUCAUGCCCACUUACCUGCCUUCCCAGAAUGGUCAGCCUCUCUGGAUCCUUGGAGAUGUUUUCCUCAGGAACUAUUACUCUGUCUACGACCUUGGAAACAACAGGGUGGGCUUUGCCAACCUAGCCUAAGCUCCUCUUCCAGACUAUUUUCAUCUCCCUGGCUCUUGGUCUUCCCUCCCUUUCUGUCUCUCCUGAUGAAUUCUGGAUCUUCAUUGUGGGUUCUGAGAAUCUAUAAAUAAAAAUCAUUCUAACCCUUCA